AUGCUAAAUGAUAAUGAUUUAUUUGUAGAAUGGUCUGAUGACAAAUCAGAGAUGUUGGCAACAUCAUUCAAAAUAGGACAACGAAAUUUAAAUACUAUUCAACUUGUAAAUGUCACAAAACUUCAAUUGGGAAUUUGUUAUCGUCGUGCAACUCAUCAUGGUUCUAAAUUUACAGCCUUGGAUAAAGUACGUGCAAAAAUAUUUGCUCGUCUUAUUUCAAUGCCUGUUCAACUCAAAUAUCUUUCUCUUGAAAAAUUUCAAUGGCUUUUAUACGUUAUUGAAAAUGCUUUUGAUGACUUGAAAGAAAAUGUACUAAGUACUGUUCAACAUGCUGAAUUUGGUAUUCCUAGUUGUAAUCUUGGUAACUACGAAUCCAUUUAUGUUGGUAAACAUCUUGUACCUUUCCUCAAUAGUUAUAUGCCUCAUUUACAAACAUUAUGUCUUUGGAGACCAGAUGAUUUUCCUUGGACAUCAAUUCGACCGAAUUUAAAAGCUGGUCACUGUUAUAGACUUUUAACAAGACCAUGGUUGCAAUAUCUACGUACACCUCAAUCAAUCAACGAGCAUGUAACUGUUUUUGAACAAGAUCUUUGUCAAUUAUUUGAAGGAUUAAAACAAUUUGUCUUUCUCAAUAUUUAUGGUACAAUUCCUGUUGAAAAAGUCGAGCCUUAUCGUUUAAUGACUCAAUGUCGCUUUCCAAAUAGUCAAUUUGAUAUUCAAAUGUCAAGAUUUCGUCUAUGGAUAUGA
Rotaria sp. Silwood2 is the source of this 747-nucleotide messenger RNA. Lineage: Eukaryota; Metazoa; Rotifera; Eurotatoria; Philodinida; Philodinidae. The record is from the annotation of a GenBank genome assembly.